Molecule: messenger RNA, 3013 nt
Organism: Notothenia coriiceps (black rockcod)
Lineage: Eukaryota; Metazoa; Chordata; Actinopteri; Perciformes; Nototheniidae
Gene: morn4
Product: MORN repeat containing 4
Exons: 3
Coding region: 1-453 (150 amino acids)
Biological process (GO): response to axon injury
Cellular component (GO): cell projection
Source: RefSeq, a predicted model, not a curated record
AUGCCCUUACAGGAUUACUUAUAUUUCUAUCAUCUGACAGAAUUUCAGCCAUUAAUCAGUUUGAUCUGCAUCUUUCCAGGUCGGAGGCAUGGAGUUGGCCAGCUGAAGUUUCAAGAUGGAACCUGCUUCUCUGGCCAGUUUGAAAAUGGACUCUUUCAUGGCUCUGGUGUACUGCUCUUUACAGAUGGAUCCAGGUAUGAAGGAGAAUUUGCACAUGGAAAGUUUCAAGGCACGGGAGUCUUUAGUCGAUGCGAUGGCAUGAAGUUUGAAGGAGAAUUUAAAGAUGGACGUGUUGAGGGAUAUGGGCUAUUGACCUUCCCAGACGGAGCUCAUGGUGUCCCACGAAACGAGGGCUUGUUUCAGAACCACAAGCUGCAGAAGAGGGAGAAGUGUCCAGGAGUGGUGCAGCGUGCACAGGCCUCAGCCUCUAAUGCUCGCAUUCUGACACUUUGACCUUCAUGGACCCUGGAGGACACACGGUCAGGGUUCCAGCACCUUCUAGGAGGAUCUCAAGGAUGCAGUGCACUCCAGCUCUUCUCUCUGUGUCCUCUCUUUUUUCAUCAUUUAUGGGGUUUUUUCUGCAUCCUCCUUGCUUAGCCUUCACAGUGGCUUGGAAUGCACAUGCAAUUUGACCAAAUAAUGGCUUUCUUUCUGACUGACUUGACAUUUACAACACCAUUAAGCACACCUUUAACUCCACAAUUCAUGCACACACCAAAUGCUGCUGUUUUUCUCCUUGUACUUAUUCUUGCACCCAUAAACAGUGUCUUAGUGUUUUCUCUAGAAUAGUUAGCUACGAUAUAAAACAACUUGUUCUACAAUUGUAGAUCUGAUACUUUAAAAACGUUUUUUUUUCUCCUGCAUUUGGAGUAGUUAAAAAGGUACUCUGUAUGUUAAAGACUUUAGCUACUAAUUAGACCAAUUAAUCUUUUUAAAAGUGCAUUAACCAUUACAAGAGAGUUAUAAUGUCCUAUGUGGAGACUUGGCCUCUGGUACUGCAAGCAAGCACAAAUGGAUCUAAACAAUGCACAGUUUUAAAAAAGAAAAUCAAUUGACUUUACACAUUUUGUUAAAAUUAAAGAUAUACACAUUGUACAUUUUUGUGAAUGUACUCCACAGGGCACCUCGUCUCCAUUAACAGUGCUGCUUCAAACUCUAGCUUUGCAUGUAUGUAUCAUCGCUGGUGCAUCUCCUUUUAGAAUAUCAGUAUUCACAUUUGCCUUAAACACAUUCUGGUACGAGAUUGUAGUUCCUGGAUGUCCAUCUGAAAAUACGAUGACUCACAGUUCCCUUCCCUUCUCCUCUGCAUCAUUCGCCCUAGGUGUCUGUCAUCUUAAUGAAUUUGAGGCCUGUUUAAAGAUUGCCUUCACUCUGAGGGACAUAUUGUUAAGCUGGUACUGAGUCUUCGCUACCAUUACUCACAAGUCUAGCAGCUCUCCUCUCUACAAUAAACCUCCUCUCCCAGUGGAAAUCAUGGGACUCUGCUGGUUACUUCUCUCAUGUUUUCCCCUGUAUUAACUAAAGACUUGGAUGACUGGACAUCCUCAAGGUUGUUAAAUAAUCCUAAUUAAAUGCAUUGAAUUGGGGACAUUUAUUUUAAUUAAGGCAGCUGAAUGAAAUCAUUUCUAAACCAGAUGUAUAUAUUAGAAUAUGUAAUUAUGUAUGUGUUUUUCUGUGUGGCGUAUACAUAUUCAUUGUUAUCAGUUGAGUUUUUUCUGACCUUAAGGAACUAGGUGUUUCUUUUGUCACGUAGGAAACAAAUGAAACACCUAGUUAGCUGAGUUAGCUGAGACCGUGUGGUUGAGUAUUUUGAAAAAAUGUAUAAACCAUUAUAGCCAAUCACAGCUAUUGUGUGAUUACAGAUUCAUUCCGUGUUUGGUCACAGCAAAAGCUUCUACAUUUGCCUACAUAGACAUUUAACCAAAGACAAUCAAAUGGUAUUACAGGUAACGAAGCCUGGAACAGCAAACAGGAGUUACAUGUGUGUUGUCUCACUGCUUAGCGAUAGAAACAAAUCAAUAAGGACAAACCCACUUGGGGCUUUAGUGCGCAUUAAAAACAAAAGGACCGAAGAUUAAACAGGAAAUUUUUAUGAGAUUCUGUUUCUAGCCUGGAUUAUUGCUGAUUUCGAUUGUUGUUUUAUUCUGUGAGGAAAAAAAAUCAAUACUCUGUGUCAUGAACCCACACUGCUAGUUGCUUUCAAUCCCUUCUUCGGUAUGACAGUGUGCUGCAAGGUGCAAUCAGAAGUAUUGAAGAUAACAUUAGACAUAGAAACCAUUGCAUGCCUCAGUACCGUCCUCUACGAUCACACAAUGAUGUUUUAAUGCCUGUAUGUGCAAAGUGUGUAAUAUCCUGUAUUUCAGAUCAUGUUAUGGUAUUUUUCCUUUCUUCUAUUUCGGCGAUGGCGCUAACUCAAGCCUUCUCUACCUACACAUGUCUGCCUGAGUGGAAUUGAACUAACACAAAUCCACAUUUUCCAACUGGAAACAAAUGGUGCUUGAAAAGGAUGCCUUUUCCAGACUUUCAUCUUUCUAUGAAAUAUCAUUGCUGUGGUUACUUUUUUCAAUAACAAUAUACAUUUGUUCUUAGUGCUCUUAGAUCAAACUACUGCACAGUAUCCCCUCAUUCUCCUUGGAUAGGUCUGAAUAUGUAUUGGAAAGGCGAUAAUGUGUUUAAUAAAGCCUUGUGGUGAGAAAAGAAGCAUGUGUUUCAUUGGGCUUGCUUGUAGACAGUAACAUGAUAGAGUUGUUCAAUUAAAGAUGACUAUUUAGCUAUUUCUGAUGUUUUAACACCAAUGGCUAGAUUUGCAGUAGGGUAUAUGCAGCUGUAGAUAAGGAACGUCAUUUCAUGGUUAAACAGGUUUCUCUGGUUUUUGGCUGCCACACAGCACAAAGCAGAAGCAUCCAGUUCUCCCAUCCCCCUUCUAAUUCUACACCCUCAGCAACAGCUCAACAGCACACGGUUUGUAUCUCUCACAUGGCAUUUCAAACAACACAAGUGAAGCUGUUAUACU